Brassica oleracea var. oleracea is the source of this 330-nucleotide messenger RNA. Its product is annotated as ATP-dependent DNA helicase PIF1-like. The record is from RefSeq and is a predicted model, not a curated record. Gene Ontology annotation, molecular function: ATP binding; helicase activity. The coding region runs from base 1 to 330 and encodes 109 amino acids. The transcript has a single exon. Lineage: Eukaryota; Viridiplantae; Streptophyta; Magnoliopsida; Brassicales; Brassicaceae.
AUGAUAGUGAGUCGAAUAGGUGACAUGAUAGUAGAAGUUGAGAUCAUGACUGGAACAAAGGUAGGCGAACAUGUAUUGAUCCCGCGGAUACAGCUUACCCCUCUCGAUACAUUGCAUCCUUUCACAUUCAAUCGACGUCAAUAUCCACUGCGGCUCUGUUAUGCGAUGACAAUCAACAAAAGUCAAGGACAAAGUCUCAAACAAGCUGCUUUAUAUCUCCCUAGGAAGGUCUUCACUCACGGGCAAUUGUACGUUGCGUUAUCUCGAGUGACAUCACCGGAGGGUCUUAAGAUACUAGACGAUAGCUCUGACUCAGAUGGUGCUGAUUGA